This is a messenger RNA of Acanthamoeba castellanii str. Neff, 2217 nucleotides long. RefSeq names its product lipase. Gene Ontology annotation, biological process: lipid metabolic process. Bases 1 to 2217 code for a protein of 738 amino acids. The record is from RefSeq and is a predicted model, not a curated record. The transcript is spliced from 13 exons. Lineage: Eukaryota; Discosea; Longamoebia; Acanthamoebidae.
AUGUUUGCGCCCAAGGGAGGGCAUGGGGCGGGAGAGGACAAGGAGGAGGUGGCGAAACUGUUGCGGAAGCGCUACGGUCCGUUCGUAAAAGAUGCGGAUGAGAUGGAUCGGCUCCUCCAACUCCUGACCGACGCGGGCCUAUUCACGAUGGUGGACGUGGCCACGCGGCUCCGCAAGAGUCAGCUCUACACGCUGUCCCCGCCCGUGCCCAUGGCCGUGCUCACCCUCCUCCACGAGUGCUACGGCCAACAGGUCAUGCGCUCCCCCAUAUACGGGGAGGUGGCGGGCAAGUUCACGGAUGAGCCGCUGCCGGUGUGGACCGCCUCCAAGCGACUGCUCGCCGACGUCUUCUUUUUCUUUGAGUACAUGUUCGAGGACGGCGACGGAGACCACACAAUGUGGCCCCACCUCACACGAAUGAAUAGGGCCAGCUUCAAGCACAGCAACAACCCGCGGCUGCCCGCCAAGGACAAGAAGGACUACUACGGACGCAUCGCCAUCCGGGACAGCAACAACAUCGUCCGAGUGGAGAUUCUCAAGACGGCGAAGAUGGACAAGGCUGUCGGAGGCACCACCGACGAGAUGAUCCGGAAGACGUCGUCCCACCUCACCCAGUCCCAGGCGCACUUCGUCAAGCGCAACAUCUUCGAGGAAGAGAUCAAAGAGCUCCGGAGACAGUACGAGCUGGGGGUGCUGGACUCGCAGGGCUUCGAGCCGGUCGAGGGGCACCAGCGCUCACCACCGCAGCCGGCCAGCAGCGACGAGGACCAGCGACGCGAAAGCGAAAGCGAAGACGAACGCGAACGAGAGAGCGAAGACGAACGCCAACGCGAAAGCGAAAGCGAUGACAAUAAUGAAAGCCUGCACCGCGCGCGGUCGGUGGCGCUUGGCGGCCGGCGCCAACGUAGCCUCUCCGCCUCGGCCACCGAAGAAGUCGGCGAGAAGGAAAGCGAAAGCGAGAACGAAAACGACAACGACAACCAUAAAGAGAAGGAAAGCGAAAACGAAAGCGAGAGCGAGAAGCGAUCAGUCACGCUGGCAACGGCGGUGGAGGCGACCGAGAAGCGAAGGAAGCUAAAGAAGGCCGUGCGGACGCUGCCCGCGCGGAGGCCGCCCACAACGCGGGCCGGCAUCGGAUCGACGCUCGCCGGCGACCACAACUACGAGGCCCGCAUGCAGCGACGCAAGACCCGCUCCAAGUCGCUCGACAUGACAUCGUCUUCUUCAUCAUCAUCUUCUUCAUCUUCUUCUUCAUCAUCGUCAUCGUCGUCAACUUCAUCGUCUUCUCCAUCGUCGUCGUCGUCGUCAUGGACGCUGAUGGCGGCGGUGGACCACAUGCUGGCGCAUCACGACCGCCACGCCAGCGGCGACGGGAACGGCAACGAGGCGGGCUCGUCGGUGGUGGCGACGAUGAUGAAGAAGAACCGGCGGAAGAAGGAGAAGCUCGAGAAGACCCAGAAGCGGGCCCGCUCGUUCUCCAUGAUCGGCGUCCAGGCCGACUCUCUGCCCCUACAGCCCGAGCUCGACGAUGGCGAGCUGGUGGUGCGGUUCUUCGGGAUGAAGGACAACGAUAUGAUUCUCAAGGUGGCCGCCAAUCUCAGCAGAGCGGAGAUGGAGGUGGGACCGUGGGAGGCGGCGUACUUCAAGCGGGGCAGUAGCCUGCUGGGCAUCGCCAAGGGCUUCGUGCCCCAGAACAUGAUCGGCGGCAUGAAGGUGCACGGCGGCUUCUGGCAGAUGUACAAGGCCAUCAGCAAGGGGUGCUGGAAGCAGCACGGCUGCGACCUGGUGGAGCGCAUCGUGCAGCGACUCGGCGAGGCCGCUAUGGCCGGCGACAGCAACAAGCGAAUCGUCUUUACUGGUCACAGCAUGGGAGCGGCGCUGGCGGCGAUGGCGGCGUUUCAGCUGAUCCACCGAUAUCCGCAGCUGCGGCGACGGCUCUUCCUGAUUCAGUUCGGGGCACCGCGCUACGCGCGCAAGACCUUCGCCCGCUGGCUCAACCAACAGCUCAACGGCCGCAUCCUCCAGAUCCACCUCGAGGGCGACCAGACCCCCAAAUCGCCGCCAUCGCCACCCUUCUUUGGGUGGUAUGCGCCGGGGCCGGUGGUGGAGAUCACGAGCAAGCAACUCUACGCGAAGAGCGGCGGCCGCGACGAGUUCGGCCACGAGGCCCACUUCCAGUACUGGACCGUACUGCGCACCAUCCUCGCCUACUCCUGA